AUGGACUACGCCGGUAUUGUCCAAGCACUUCAAGGUUCAAACACCACUGCAGGGCCGCUUGUGGCCGACAAUGUCGUCUCCCGCUUUGCAGCCGAGCACUCUCUCCUAGCAACCACUGUCGGCGGGCUCGCCGCAACCUACGUCUUCUUCUGGGCGCUGCUACAGUUUACUCAGGAUGCCAACGAACCGCCCCUUGUGUUAACCGCGGUCCCGUUCCUGAGCCCGAUCGUCGGCAUAGUGAGACGAAGCUUGGAUUUCUACGUUUACAUGAGAGACAAGUACCCUAGCCUGCCCACCUACACCCUGCGCCUCCCCGGCCUCCGGGUUUACAUGGUCAACUCCACCAGCCUCAUCCCCGCCGUGCAACGGCAAUGGCGCACUCUCCUCUUCCCGCCCGUCACGGCUUGGGCGUCAGAGGUUGCCAUGGGAGGUAGCAAGGAAGCCGUCAACAUCAUCCGAGAGGACAUGGUUACCGAGAAUGGCUUUAUGCACGCCUUUAUCAAAGCCAUCCAUCCGGCCCUGUCCAAGGGACCCGCUCUCGACAAUCUGAGCCGCAACGCACUGGGGACCCUCUCGAAAUCACUCGAUUCAAUCGCCGCUCACGGGUCCAAGAGGGUCGACAUGUACGAAUGGAUCCGCCACGAGAUCAUGAUGGCUACGACCGACAGCGUCUACGGCCCGCACAACCCUCUCCGGGAUCCCGCCAACGAAGCAGACUGGCUGAAAUAUCACCCUGCCAUCAUGUUUCUGACCGUAAACCUGCUGCCGCAAUGGGUCUUUGGCGGCGCCAUCGCGGCACGGAACAGGCUGGCCAACGCCUUCCUGCGAUAUCACGAUGCGGGUCACUACAAGCAGGGUUCCGUGUACAUCCAGCGAUGGACGGAGCAAUUUGCCAGCUGGAGCAUUACCCCCGCCGACGUUGCGCGGUUUCAUAACGGUAACCUCUUCGCCCUGGUCGCCAACACUAUCCCCACGGCGUUCUGGACCAUCUACCACGUCUUUUCGGACCCGACCGUCCUACGGGAAUGUCGGGAGGAGGUAGAGCGGACGGUGACACUUGAAACACUACUAAAGGGAAACGGAGACGAGGUGCGCACGAUUAGCGCCGCGGCGAUCAAGGAGGGUUGUCCGACGCUGGCGUCGACUUUUCAGGAGGUGCUGCGCAUCCAUGGCAUGGUGAACUCUGUCCGCGUGGUGAGUGAGAACCAUGUGCUCGAUGGCAAGUACCUGCUCAAGAAGGGCGGGCUGGUCAUGGUGCCGGCGCGGGUGCAGCAUCGGUCGAAGGAGGCAUGGGGCGACAACGCGGACGAGUUUGACCAUCGCCGGUUUAUCCGCAAGCCCGGCGAGCCCCUGCCCAAUCCGAAUGCGUUUCGCGGCUUUGGGGGUGGCACGACGCUGUGUCCGGGCAGGCACUUUGCGACGACUGAGAUCCUGCUGUUUACGGCUAUGUUGCUGUUGCGGUUUGACAUUGUAAGGGUGGGUGAUGGUGGGAAGUGGGUGCUGUCUACUGCAGCAAACUCGUCGCAGGCUGAGGCGGUUGAGCAGCCGGAUUAUGAUUUUCAGAUUGAGCUGAGGCCGCGGCCAGUGGCGGCACGGAAGUGGGUGGUCUCCUUCGGCGGAGACGAGGAGUCGGCAUUGGUUGCUGAGGAGCUGUAG
Messenger RNA from Canariomyces notabilis, 1656 nucleotides. RefSeq names its product cytochrome P450. The coding region runs from base 1 to 1656 and encodes 551 amino acids. NCBI's taxonomy places the organism in Eukaryota, Fungi, Ascomycota, Sordariomycetes, Sordariales, Chaetomiaceae. The record is from RefSeq and is a predicted model, not a curated record. Gene Ontology annotation, molecular function: oxidoreductase activity, acting on paired donors, with incorporation or reduction of molecular oxygen; heme binding; iron ion binding. The transcript is spliced from 3 exons.